Messenger RNA from Clonostachys solani, 1779 nucleotides. NCBI's taxonomy places the organism in Eukaryota, Fungi, Ascomycota, Sordariomycetes, Hypocreales, Bionectriaceae. The record is from the annotation of a GenBank genome assembly.
AUGACAGCGACCGUCCAAGAAGUACGAAACUCUUCAUAUUCAGAAAAGAAUUUCAAAAAGGAUCUGGAGCAUAGAGAGAAUGCUUCGAUCCAGCCGGGCAAUGUUACCUUCGUUGACGACGACCCGGGUGUCAAACCUCAGGUACAUUUGAGGACAUGGAUCGCUGUAGCCGCCAUGUGGAUCGUCAACUUCACAGGAGUAUUGGCACUUAACGGACCGCCGACUGUGCUAUCAUUCAUGGCUGAAGAUCUUCAUGGCACCGCAAACCAGACAUGGAUCGCAAAUUCCAUUUCCUUGGUUCAAGCUGUCAUCUGCCCAGUGCUCUGUUCAAUUUCAGAUGUAUUUCAGAUGAGGAAACACCUCCUGCUUGGCUGCGCGGUCAUAUCUUUUGUAGGCUGCGCUAUUGCUCCGGGGUCGACAAAUGUGUACCGUGUCAUUGCUGCUCAAACAAUGAUAGGAUUUGGUUUUGCCUCUAUUCCUUUGUGUUUAAGUGUACCCAGUGAGAUCCUACCACGAAAGUGGCGGCCACAGGCCCUGGGUAUGAUGAAUGUUGCUGCUUCAAUUGGAGCCUCCGUUGGACCAAUUGUUAUAGGUUCGUUAACCAAAGAUACUGCAGAAAAUGGCUGGCGAUAUUUCUAUUGGUUUCAAAUGGGUCUAUGGGGCCUCGCAGCUCUCGGUGUUCUCACUUGCUAUCAGCCUCCAAAGCGACAUACACUUCUAGAUCACCUGAGCCUGUUUCAAAAGAUCGGACGAAUCGACAUUAUAGGUGCAUUCCUCAUGACCGCGGGCUUAGCGCUCUUUCUUGCUGCUCUUAAUUUAGGCGGCACGAGUUUCUCUUGGGUAUCGACGCAAGUUCUGAGCCCGUUGCUCGUAGGAGUCGCCGUGUUGGUUGUUUUUGCCGUUUACGAAUGGAAAGGCACCACUAUCGGGAUCUUGCACCAUGACCUGUUCCGUCUUGGCAAGCCAUAUAAGCGUACAUUGAUCAUUUGUUAUGCUUUGGUCGCCGUUGAGGGUGCCGUAUUAUUUUCAUACGUCAUCUUUUACCCCAUCACGACCGAGACAUUGUUUGAGACGGAUCCGUUGUUAGUCGCUGUGCGUCUGAUCCCAUUCUGGCUCGCCUCCGGGUUGAGCACUAUGGCAUUUGGAUGGUUCAGCACCAAGUUUCGCACCAUUAAGUAUCCCCUGGCUGUCGGCUACCUCAUUUAUAUGGCAGGAAUGGUCGGCUUUUCGACGAUCCAACCAGGCCACAACGCCAAUGCCGUUGCUUUUGCUAUUGUAUCGGGCCUUGGAUUUGGCGGGCCACUAAUCUUGGUCUUUACGGGGGUCCAAUUGUGUGUCCCUCAUUCACUACUCGCAACCGCCACUGCUGUUUGCACCAGUAUUCGAUCUGUGGCAGGCACCGUAUUCACGGCCAUAUAUUCUGCUGUUUACGCCUCCCGGAUCAGCGGUAAUAUCUCGAGUUACGUGUCCAAAGCUGUAACCGAAGCAGGUCUGCCAACAGAAUCGAUCGGGCCGUUCAUCGCUGCGUUGACUGGCGCGGAUGCUCAAGAAGGUCUAUCAAAGGUCGAGGGUAUCAACGAAACAAUCGUCGCAGCUGGAGAGGCUGCCAUCAAGCAUGCUUACGCCGACAGUCUUCGGUACUCCUUCAUUAUCGCCGCUGCUGUAGGAGUCGUAGGUUUUAUCUUGUGUUUCUUUGUUGGUGAUUUGAAGAGCACUAUGAAUUACCAGAUUGAUGCAGGACUUGAGAAACCUUCGGCUGAACGUGCAGAAGAAAACUAA